Scylla paramamosain (green mud crab) is the source of this 9175-nucleotide messenger RNA. It is a transcript of the gene Vps15, whose product is annotated as phosphoinositide 3-kinase regulatory subunit 4-like. Gene Ontology annotation, molecular function: protein serine/threonine kinase activity; protein binding; ATP binding. Gene Ontology annotation, biological process: macroautophagy; autophagy of peroxisome; late endosome to vacuole transport. Lineage: Eukaryota; Metazoa; Arthropoda; Malacostraca; Decapoda; Portunidae. The transcript has 30 exons. The record is from RefSeq and is a predicted model, not a curated record. Gene Ontology annotation, cellular component: nucleus-vacuole junction; late endosome; phosphatidylinositol 3-kinase complex, class III, type I. The coding region runs from base 286 to 4263 and encodes 1325 amino acids.
CCAAUUAAAUUUUUAUUAAAAUUUCAAUGUCACCACGAAUGGCAAAUUCGUCUUGCUAGUUUUGGUUUGCCGGUUGGUUAUUCUGGUUGAAUAUUUAUUAAAAUUCCAGUGCUUGCACGGGAGGCGAGUUCAUUAUGUCAGUUUUGGUUCGUUGUUAAGGGUUGCCAGCAUCCCAAGGGAGUGGUGGAACCGGGAAACGCAUUUGGGCUGGACAGCAGGUCAUGCAGCUCCACCAGGAGGAAGUUGCCGACUCACGACUGUACCCACGACUGUAGUGGAGACAUAAUGGGGAAUCAUCUGGCUGGUAUUGCUCCAUCACAAAUCUCACCAGUUGAGACAUACUUGUCUGAUCUUCCUGACAUCCAGUAUGAAUCAAGUUUGGGAAGCACCAGGUUCCUCAAGGUUGCCAAGUGUAAGACAUGGGAAGGUCUUGUAGUGGUGAAGGUGUUUGUUAUCCAUGACCCAACGCUACAACAUCAGCUCUUCACAUAUAAAAAGAAAAUUGAAGAUGUCUCAACAAAACUGAUAACAGCACCCAACUGUCUGCAGUUUCAGUACUUGAAGGUAACAGAGAAGGCUGGAUUGAUGAUCAGACAAUAUGUGAAGAGUAACUUGUAUGACAGACUUUCAACAAGACCCUUUCUUACUUGCAUAGAAAAGAAGUGGAUUGCUUUUCAGCUUUUGUAUGCUCUAAAGCAAGCUCAUCAGCAGGGGGUUUACCAUGGUGAUGUGAAGCUCGAAAAUGUUAUGGUAUCUUCAUGGAACUGGCUGUUGCUGGCUGACUUUGCCACCAUCAAGCCCACAACAUUACCAGAAAAUGACCCUGCAGACUUCACAUACUUUUUUGAUACAUCUCGCAGACGGACAUGUUAUCUUGCACCAGAAAGGUUCUCAGGUGCUCUCCAAACUGAGUCCCAACAUGCAGUGAUGGAUGUAAAAGAUAAAGAUGUCCUCACACCAGCUAUGGAUGUAUUCUCUGCUGGAUGUUGUCUUGCUGAAUUGUUUACAGAGGGUCAUGCUCUGUUUGAUCUGACUCAACUGUUGGCUUACCGAGUGGGAGACUACCAUCCCACCAAGGUGCUGGACAAGAUUGAUGAUCCACGAGUGAAGGCCAUGGUUGAACACAUGAUACAGAGAGAUCCCAGCACCAGGCAAAGCAUAAAUCAGUAUCUGGAUCAGGAACGAGGACUUGCAUUUCCUGAGCACUUCUACUCCUUUUUGUGGCCUUUCCUGAAGCAGUUUGCAGUAACACCCAUUAUGCCACAUGAUGACAAGAUAAAACAAAUCAAGAAUAGCUUAGGUGACAUACUUGUAGCUCUGGGAGCAGAAGAUAAAGAUUUUAUCAAUGAAGAGGCUACAGAUGAAGAGAAAAAAGAUAAAGAAAAACCAGACAGGAAAUGUGAAGCACUUAUUAUUAUAUCAUCUCUGAUCAGUUCAUCUCUAAGGGCCUUGCACUUCACAUCUUCAAAGUUGGAUGCACUAGAAUUGCUUGGAAAAUUAUCAGAAUAUGUACCAGAUGAAAUAAUUUUGGAUCGAAUUUUGCCAUAUAUAUUCCACCUCUUGCAUGAUGAUGAACCUCGAGUGCGGGUAUAUUCUAUCCACACACUCACUCACUGCCUCACCCUCGUGUCUAGUGUGCCAAGAUCUGAUGCAAAUAUUUUUCCAGAGUACAUCCUCCCAAGCCUUGCUGAUAUUAUACAAGAUGAGGCCAUCAUUGUGCGGCAAGCUUAUGCAGAAAAUAUUGCUACUAUAGCUGAAACAGCACUAAGAUUUUUGGAGUACAGUCAGUUACAAGGAAUGAUGACAUCAUAUAGCUAUGAAACAGAGUUGGCAACUCUACAAGAGGUCAUCCAGCAAAAGGUAGCUACAAUGUUCUCAGAUCCAUCAAAUGUAGUGAAGCGGACUCUCAUGGAAAAGACUGUCACAAAACUGUGUGUAUUCUUUGGCAAGCAGAAAGCUAAUGAUGUGCUUCUGUCUCAUAUGAUAACCUUCUUAAAUGACAAACAUGAUCGUCAUCUGCGACUGUCAUUUUUCACCAGCAUUGUUGGAGUAGCAGCAUACAUAGGCUGUCACUGUGCUGAUAUUCUUAAGCCUUUAUUAUUGCAGGGACUGAGUGAUGCUGAAGAAUCUGUGGUUGUAGCAGCUAUUGAGGCCAUGACAUCAUUGACAGAGUUGGGUCUUUUCCCCACCCACCUGCAGUGUGAUCUCCUCACUCACACAUCUCCCCUUCUUAUACACCCCAACCUUUGGAUACGCCAGUCUGUGGUUGGCCUGGUGAGUGUCAUAGCUGGCUUGCUACCCUUGGUCAAUGUUCAGACUGCCAUUGUUGCCAGAGUUCAACCAUUCCUGGUGAAGCCUCUCCUGCAGCUAAACAGAGAAGUUUGUAUAUUGUCGUGCUUGCGUCCUCCUAUCUCACGAGAGGUGUUUGAUGCCCUGGUGAAGAGUGCUGAUGUUGGACAGGCUCUCUCACUCCUUCAGGAUGCUCAGCAGCAGAAGAUUCCUUUAGCCACAUUGCCCUCAAGCCUCUCACAUAUUGAUCAUCCCACCAGAAAUCUGUUGAGACGCUUGGUUGGAGGUGGACUGACUGAAGAGAAUAUUGAGCAGCUGAUCAAGAUGCAAGAUCAUCUAACUCGACUCCAGCGACAGAAAAAAGCAACAGAAGCCAUCCGUAGCAGCUCGCAACAGCAGCAGCAACAACUUGGCUUGAUCAGUAUCAGUGAAAAGCUGAUACCUACACACCAUUAUCACCUUUUGCCCGAAGAUGGUAGAAUUGAUGGCUCAACUCUACAUUUGUCACACAAAGGGUUAAUCCAGUCUCCCAGUCUGGCAAUGAAUGAAGAGUGGCAGGCCAUGUUUGGCACCACAGAGGACUGUGGCUCCCCUGGCAGAGCAGCAGAGAACAGAUCUAUAUCUCCUGUGGACUCUGAGACAGGACACAGUGCACCAGCCACUGUUCUAAGCUCAAAAUCGUCAUCUGAAGGGGAUAAGAAGGGAAAGAUAAAAUGUGUAUCUAGUUGUAAAAAGGAGCUGGAAAGUCUGGUAGCCAUAAAGUGUGAGGAGCAUCUUGAGUGUGUCAGGAAAAGGAGGGCUCUGGACACCCUGGCUUGGGACACAAGGUUGCCACCCCCUGACUGGCGACCAAGGGGGCACCUAAUGGCACAUCUCCAUGAACACCAUGGCUCUGUCAACCGGCUUGUGCCCAUUGGUGACUCAUCAAUUUAUGCCAGCUGCUCCAGUGAUGGAACCGUCAAAGUGUGGGACUGCUACCGGAUUGAGAGAAAGUUUUCAAUCAACAGAUCCAAAUUUACAUACAGUCGUCAAGGAGGAUCCAUAUUAGCCAUCACUCCUUGCAUCACAACACAGAGUAUUGCUUCUGCUUCAACUAAUGGAUCUAUACAUGUUGUAAGACUGGACAAAAUGACUUUGGCAAAUAGUUGCCAGCUAGAUGCAGAGAAAGAUGGAUAUGUUGUGGAUAUGCACUUCUUUGAUACAGGAUCUCAGUCAGUAUUAACAUAUGCAACUGUAUAUGGCACAAUUGUUGGCUGGGAUUUGCGAGCCCCUGAAGUUGCCUGGAAGCUGGAGAAUGGCCCCAGGAAAGGUGUCAUUACUUCUUAUGCCUUGGAAGGAACUCAGAGUUGGUUGGUGGCUGGAACCAGCAGUGGACAUCAUGUGUGUUGGGACCUUAGAUUCAUGCUUCCAAUCUCCACAAUCACCCAUCCAAGAGGUGCUGCUGUGCGUCGGGUUAAUAUGCAUCCAAAAGAAGGCUCCUGGGUAGUGUCUGCAAUCAAUGGCAACAAUGAAAUCUCUAUGUGGGAUAUGGAGACCCAAUCCAGGCACAUGACUUUGUGGGCUAGUCCUAAGCCUCCUCUCUGCAUGACUCAGCCCUUUAACAACAGUGUGUUGGGGAUGUAUGUCGGCCAAGGAGACAGAGGAGCUUAUGUCCUGGCUGGUGGUACAGAUUCUAUACUGCGUUAUUGGGACUUGUGCGACCCUAAGUCUUCCUACAUAGUAUGCCAUGGAGCCAAUGACAGCCCAGGAACCUGCUCUUACAGUUCACGAGUUGUAGAUGGGACUGAAGUUAUUGUGGAAAGUACCUCUAAGCCACGGACCAACCCUAGUGCAGGGGAUGACAUGCCCAGAAGAGGACCAGACCAGCCUCCUCCUGGACACAAGGACAUCAUAUCAGAUGUCAUUGUAAUGAAUGAUCCCCAGCGACUUGUUAUCACCUCAGCUCGAGAUGGAACCAUAAAAAUGUGGAAGUAAGCAGAGGUAUGCAAUAUUUGUGCAUUACAAUAUGAACUCUAAAAAUAUUAUCUACACAUCAGAAAGUGGAAUAUUUAAUAAACUUUAUUACUAAAUGUUUUUAGUACCUUAUAUUUUCUUAAGGUGUGAGUUUGAUGGGCCAGUAUAUAUGUAUAUGUUUAUGCUAAUACAGAUAAUUUUUUUGGAUUAAAAAGCAAGCUGCACUUAGCAGUGGAACUAAAUGAAUUUAACUAGUGCAGCAGAAUUUGUAAAAUUUAUAUUAAGUAAGGAGGAUUUAUUUAAUUUCAUUCUGAGUACUUAAAUAAUAAAAAGCAGUCAUUUCUUUGUGAUAUUACUAUUGAUUAAUUGUGUGUGUGAGAGAGCAUGUGUGUGUAUAUACAGUACAGCAUCCCUAAGGGCAGAAUUAAGUAAAAUAAAAAAAAUUAGAAAAUCUUUUGAUAUCAGAGAAAAACUUUGUUCAUUCAUGUUAACAACUCAGAUAAAAGGAAUGAGUGGUGUGGUGUGUUGUGGUGUGAGUCAUGAGUGUUUGGGUCAUUGGCCAUGGCUUCUUGAUGACCCAGCAUCAGAAUAUUCAAGGGUUAAUAUACAAGAAUUUGCAGUUGUCUUCUGAAAGAUAUAUUAGCAUAUGGUUAAUUUUUUUUUUUUUUUUUACCUUUAAUUCUUUAAAUACACACAAUUUUGUGUUCUGUUUUAAAUUUCAUAGAAUAGAUGAAUUCUUUACAGGACAUCAUGACAGGACAUGAAUGCUUCCACUUUGUUCUGCAAGCAUCACUUAUCUUUUAUGUCUGGCUUCUAUGUGCAACUUGUCACCACACACAGUACAUAUAGAAUUAUUCUUCCUGCAUUCUAUUAGCACACUGUUCUGCAUUAUUUCUUGAUACUUGCUUUUUCUUUUUAUUUUGUUUUAUUUAUUUUUAAACCUCUGCAUUCCAUACCCUUGCUCCAUCUCCUAAAUGUCUUUGUAAGUUGUUCAAAUCUGGAUCAACUUGAAGUUGUAAUUUCUUUAAAACACCUUGGAUAUCUGAUUCUUGCUAGUUAUAGUAGUUAUUGUUCUUUGCAUGAGUAUGUAUGUAGUAUAUGUGUAGCCCACACUAAUAACUUAACACCUUUCAGUUUUUAUAACCUGAAGGAUUCUGGUUUCCAGGAAUUAGAAACAAAUUAGCACAAAAAUCAUGAGAUUUCAUUUGCUCUUUUAGCUCCUUUUAAAGUCAGGGUUUAGUCUUUGGUUAACUUUACAAAUCCUUUUCCUGUUUAGAAUGUGUGAAAGAUUAAUUGUUAUAUACUUUAUGUAAGCCUCUUUUAUUUUAUUUGUUUAUCUUUUUUAUUUGUUAUUUGUUAAAGUGUUGCAUAUUCACAAGGUACUGCAAAUUUUAUUCCAAUAUUAAUAUAAGUUUGUAUAUUCACUAGUUGAAGAAUGAUUUUUAUCACUAUGCCAUCUGAUUUUUUUCAUCGUAAUUAUUUACCUUGUUUCAUUUUUUUGUUUUUAUAAAGUAGUAAUGUGGUUUCAUCAUAAUUAUUGCAGUGGUACAUUUCUGUUUUAUAUCUUAAGUAUUUUUAUUUUUUUUGCAUGUUAUGGUUUUUAACACACACACACACACACACACACACACACACACACACACACACACACACACACAUACACACACAUGUGCAUAUAUGCCAUGCAUAUAUGCACAUGCACAUGCGUGCUAAUAGGAACAGGACCACAUGUGUGUAGAGCUCCUGUAUACUACAACCUGGUAAAUACAAGGAGAGAGAGAGAGAGAGAGAGAGAGAGAGAGAGAGAGAGAGAGAGAGAGAGAGAGAGAGAGAGAGAGAGAGAGAGAGAGAGAGAGAGAAGCCGAUGUGCUUAUUACUCAUGUACCUCCUCCUUUCUUUUCUAGGAGUGAUAGUCAGGUGUGGGCAAGAUGGAGGAUGGCAGGUUUCAUGGUUAACUAUCAUUGUGUAGUGCAACUUGUAGGCUGGUGACAUAGGAACCAAACAGGAAAAUGAGGAUAUGAUUGCAAUUUUUUUGCAUGGUAUUUAUCAUUAAACUCAAAAUUUUGUCAUGGCUUUUUUCAUUGUUUAGGUAAAAGAAUAAUGAUAUGAAUGUGUCAUCUGGAGAAGGAGGCUGUUAAAUUAGUUAUUUAAUUUAUGCCUUUUUCAUACCAUUAGAUAUUUGGAAAUAAAGAUUUAUUUAUGCAUUGAAAAAGUAAUAAUAAGAAAAAUAUAUACUAAAAUAUAUGUAAUUUCCAGAAGGCUAUAUAUCUUGUCUCACUGUGCAUGAAUAGUGUCUGUUCUGAAAGUAUCUAAUAAGAAAUGGCUUACUUUUUGUGCUCUAACUGUAAUGCCAUGCAGUGUGCCACUUGUGUCUCUAUACACAGGUUGUUAAGUGCUGAAGGACUGGUGGUGGUAGUUAUUUUUAUCCUCCUAGGACUGCCCGUCCAGUGCUAAAUGUCAAAAAUAUCCUGUAUUUACACACACCUUAAACCUGGCCUGCACUGGAAGAGUGAAUGAAAUAGACUUUGCACUCACCAUGAAUUCUUCCUCUUUCUAAUGAAAUCAUCCAGAAGUCUCUAUGUGCUGUGGUUAUGGAGAGAUGGUGAGUUGAAGAGGAGAAACUUUCAGAGGGAGCAAGUCACUUGCUGGCCAUGCAUCUGUUUAGCCUGACAUGAAAUAGCUAUUGCCUAAUGAAAACAGAUGGCCUGAGUUCUCUUCUGCAUGCUAAACAGUUUUGUUGAGUUCCUGGCCUAUUGCACUCUCGCUAAGACAUGUAGCAAGUGGUUGAGUGUAAGCCGGUAAUACACAUGUUAUUGAGAUGUGGGGGCGGCAGGGAGCAGGCAAGGAAUCAGACUCAUCAGAAUCACUCUCACUGCUUGUGGCCACAGUGAGAGAGGGGCAGAGACUGAGAGAUUGGCCUAACUAGUUCACAGGAAGUAUUAAAAAUGAUUGAACUACAAAAAGUAUUUAAAUUUGCAUCAGAAUUGCAAAAUGGUUAUAAAUGCCUUUGUUCCUCACCUGGGAAAGCAGCUAUAGCUGGCUCUGGCCCUUUAGAGAUUAAUCCUUCAAUGGGAGUUCUGUUCUGGAAUGACUAACAGUUGCACUUUCUGCAUGAUAUUAUCAUGAGUCUUAAAUUGAAAUCUUUUCACUUUUAUUUUCUGUUCAGGGAACAACCAGAUAUCACACAGAGCCAUUUACAGAGAGUAGGGAGCCUGCCAACUUGAGGAAUUAAAUGCUCAUCCAAGAAAUCCUGGAUCAGAUGCAAAGAAUAGGGCAGGACUUUGUCAUGAUAGAGCUGUUAAUUGCUUGAUGGCCAUAUUCCUCUUGCUGAAUUACAUUUUUUGUUUCUGAUCUAGGAUUUCAUGGCAAAGCACCAAAUUCCUCAGAGUUGUCAGGCUCCCUACUCUUCAGACAUGUCUCAUUAUGAUGUUUAGGUGUUAUCUAUGCUGAAAAUGCACUAAAAUUAAGGUUGUGAUUUGAGAAGUGAAGAGACAUCAAAGAAUGUGACUGCAUCUGGUAGCCAGUUAAGAACAAAAUUAGUAGAAAUGUUGCCAGAAAAGCAGUGUUAGGACUGUAAAGUUACAAAGGACACACUCUGAAGUGCAUUAAAGUAAGAACCUUAAAAGUAAACCAUUUUUUUUUUUUUUUACUUUUGGCUGAAAGUCAGAUACUUUUUGAGCAUAUCUCGUAAAACCUACUGGCUGUUAUUUUUGGGACUGUUUUUGAAGAUUUUGUAAAAUCUAGUAAACAUUAUUAUGAAUUGGUUCAAUGUUCUUAUAUGUUGUCCUCCAAAUUUAGGAUCAGGAAUUAUGGUUAGUCAGAUUGAGCUUUAAAAGACAAAUUAGCAUACUCCAUCAUGUUUGGUUUUCUUGGUGCCUUGUAAAUAUCAUAGAAAUGUAGUGAAAUAGCAGUAAAUCAGUUAGUUAUGGAGAAUAGUCAGGUAUCAGAUACUUUAUGAUAAUGUGUGACUUAAAUGGAGAUCUCCAUUCUUUGUUCGUUGUUAUUUGGGAAUGAGGAUACCAGUGGGGUCUUAAAUGAAUGGAAUAAAAACAUGGCAUUUUGCUGCUGAAUCAUCUGUAUAUACUUGUUGAUCAUUAUAAUAUUCUUUUGUUGGCAACUGAAAAGUUUCAACUUCCAUUCCAAGGAUGAACAUAUGUUGAUUGCUGAAAGUGUACAAUGCAUGGUAAUAUAAUUUUUUAAUUAUUUUUUAGCAGUAAUAUAUAGUGAGGGCUUUUGGGAUGCAAAUGAAAAGUAUGCAGAAAUGAUUUUAAAAAGAGAGCAAAAAAAUUAUGCAUGCAUGAAUAAAAUCACUACAAGUUUAAUAUGAAAAAAGUAUUUCUGCCUCCCUAUAGGAAUUAAAGUGCUGUCAAGUCUCUCAAGUCAAAAUGCAAACUUGAAGAAAUAAGAAUAUUUACAAAGGGACUUUGUAAAUAUUGUUCAGUUAAGUUUACAAUUUAAACUUUUCCAUGUGUCUUAAGAUUCAUGACAUUUGUAAUGUGCAGUGUUGAACAGUAACUGAUGACUAUGUUGUCAAUGAUCUGAUGUGCAUUGUGCAGAGUGUGUUAUCAUCUUCAUAAAAGCUCUAACAUGCUUUAUUUAUGUAUGUAUUUUCUAAGUUAUAGAUAAUUUUCUAUUCAUACAAUAUUAUUUGAAAUACUUCACAAGGGGGAAUGGAUUACAGUUAUUUUAUUUAUUCAUUUAUUUGUUUAUUAUUUUAUUACUAAAAGUAUUUUACCUUGAGUGGUGGUCUCAGGUCAAUUACUUGAAGUUUAUGCAUUUAUAUGUAGGUGUGCUUCAAGAUUCUAGUACUUUUGGUAAUUCUGUGAUGUUGUGCACACACACACACACACACACACACACACACACACACACACACACACACACACACACACACACACACACACACACACACACACACACACACACACACACA